Molecule: messenger RNA, 981 nt
Organism: Rosa rugosa (rugosa rose)
Lineage: Eukaryota; Viridiplantae; Streptophyta; Magnoliopsida; Rosales; Rosaceae
Product: chlorophyll a-b binding protein of LHCII type 1-like
Exons: 1
Coding region: 61-852 (263 amino acids)
Biological process (GO): photosynthesis, light harvesting in photosystem I; response to light stimulus
Cellular component (GO): plastoglobule; chloroplast thylakoid membrane; chloroplast envelope
Source: RefSeq, a predicted model, not a curated record
UUUUCAUCACUCUCAAUUCCAUCCAUCAAAGCUCAUUACCUUCUCUUUUCUCUUUCAACAAUGGCUGCUUCCACAAUGGCCCUCUCUUCCCCAACAUUCGCCGGCAAGGCCGUCCAAUUGGCCCCGGCCGAGAUCUUCGGAAGUGGAAGAAUCUCCAUGAGGAAAACCGCGGGCAAGCCCGUUUCCUCUGGAAGCCCAUGGUACGGCCCAGACAGAGUCAAGUACUUGGGCCCAUUCUCUGGCGAGCCCCCAAGCUACCUCACUGGUGAGUUCCCUGGUGACUACGGUUGGGACACUGCUGGACUCUCAGCCGACCCAGAGACCUUCGCCAAGAACCGUGAGCUCGAAGUGAUCCACUCCAGGUGGGCCAUGCUAGGAGCUCUCGGGUGCGUCUUCCCCGAGCUCUUGGCCCGCAACGGCGUCAAGUUCGGCGAGGCUGUGUGGUUCAAGGCUGGAGCCCAAAUCUUCAGCGAGGGCGGCCUUGACUACUUGGGCAACCCUAGCUUGGUCCACGCGCAGAGCAUCUUGGCCAUCUGGGCCACCCAAGUCAUCUUGAUGGGCGCAGUUGAGGGAUACAGAAUUGCUGGAGGCCCACUUGGAGAGGUUGAAGACCCACUUUACCCAGGAGGCAGCUUUGACCCAUUGGGCCUUGCUGAUGACCCAGAGGCUUUUGCUGAGCUUAAGGUGAAGGAGCUCAAGAAUGGUAGGUUGGCCAUGUUCUCUAUGUUUGGGUUCUUUGUUCAGGCCAUUGUUACCGGAAAGGGUCCAUUGGAGAACCUUGCAGACCACCUUGCUGACCCAGUUAACAACAAUGCCUGGUCAUACGCCACCAACUUUGUCCCCGGAAAGUGAAUGAGGCUUUUAAGAGAGACGCGGAUUUGAAAUUUGAGUGUGGGAUUUGUUCAUGUUGUAGAUUGGUGUGAAGUGUGAACCACCAUGUGAAUCAUUAUAUAUGGAAAUCUGAAUGGAGUAAAUUUCUUA